GUCAUACAAAGUAGGUGCUUAAAGAUGUUGUAUAAUUUGGUUGUGGAUGGUGAAGAAACCAAAGUGACCAUCAACAAAGAAAAUUUGAGGUUUGAAUCAAAUGGCAAUGUAGAUAUCAGUUACCGAUUCGAUGAUGUCAUAGGAUGUGAAGAGGAAAUCACGGGAUGGUUUUGGAGAACGGAAGUGACGCGGGUGUGGCUAAUCGAACAUGGAUCUUCCAACGCAUUAGUGAAGCAAUCGAGGGUUGUGUCUGGGGACCAAAGAAAACGUUUCCAAUACGAUUUAUCAGAGAAGAUAGCGAAAGAAACAAAGCGUCCCAAAAGAGUGGUGGUGAUGAUCAACCCUAAUGGAGGUGAUCGCGCUGGCAGGAAGGAUUUCAGGGAUAUAGUUGAGCCGGUGUUCAGACUUUCAGGGAUGUCCAUGGAUAUAAUCUUCUCUAAGCAUCCUAGACAUUUGAUUGCUGUUACUAAAAAUUAUGACUUUACACACACUGAUGGGAUCGUACUACUUGGAGGUGACGGGACAUACCAUGAAGUACUCAAUGUAUUGAUGAGAAAGAGACAGGAGGAACAAGGCGUGGAUAUUAACGACCCAAAUGCAGCAUUAUCUCCCUUGAACAUACCAUUAGGUUUAAUACCAUCCGGAUCAAGAUGUCAUUGGUCAGGAAAUCACACGGGGUCUCAUGAUGUGUUGACGGCUGCUCUGAACAUCAUUCAAGGUAGAACGGUGUCAUCUCCCCUUUUGGCUGUAUACAACGGUGAUAAACUUCUGGGCUUUGGAUGUGUAGGAUUGUUCCACGGAUUCAUUACGGAUCUUGCCGUUCGGUGUGAUAGGAGUUUCCGCUGGCUAGGACGAUCCCGAUACAAACAUGUCUCCUCGUGGGUGCUCAGGUUUGAAACUCUUACAAAAUACAUUUACGAUGCCAAAGUCACCUUCCACACAUCAGUCACCGAGCGACGUAACGCUGAGACCAAUGAGACAGAGAUCUUUGUUGCUGAUAGAAAACUCACUGGAUACACUUCUUAUACUUCUGAUACAGUUGUCUAUAACCGGAAGUUCUGGGAUAUGAUGUUCCUUAGUGGCCAUGGCAUCUAUGAUGGGAAGGUCUUUGUAGACGCCUCCAGAAUGUUUGUCCCCAAACCAACGAUGUUUUCUACUUUCAUGGUUUUCGAUACGAUUCCACGCGCAUCUGUGCGACAGUUUUUCAAACACGUUUUUGAAACGACUUGUAUGGAUGAAUUAAGCAAUGUGAUGGAUGUUUUACACGUCCAAGGAGUCACUAUGGAACUAACAGAAAUUCUAGAUGAUACAAAAGAUGAUGUGUCAAUGACAAAGAGAAUAACAGUGUUAGAUGGGGAGACAUAUGAAUUGGAAUCUCCAACUCUUCAAAUAUGGUACAAACUGGACGCCGUGCAGAUCUUCUCAAGUUACCUUUAAACUGGCACUCAUAUGCCUUCAUAGUUUUCUUGCUUGAAUAAACUUAAAACUUUUAAGUAUCA
Molecule: messenger RNA, 1499 nt
Organism: Ostrea edulis (European flat oyster)
Lineage: Eukaryota; Metazoa; Mollusca; Bivalvia; Ostreida; Ostreidae
Exons: 12
Coding region: 25-1437 (470 amino acids)
Biological process (GO): sphingosine biosynthetic process
Cellular component (GO): membrane; intracellular membrane-bounded organelle; cytoplasm
Source: RefSeq, a predicted model, not a curated record